GGACUUUCCAACCUGUCGGAGCUGGUGAAUCGGAGGAGUCUGACCUCCCCGUCUGAGGCUGUCUGAUGAUUGGGAUGCUCGUUUAUUUUAGUGCCUUCCUUCUCGGAGCACUAACAUCCCCAACUGCGUCCUCCGGAGGACCCUGUCGCAUCUACAACCAGGGCCACGCCGCAGACUGCAAGGGGGGACAGCUGGAGCACGUCCCCUGGAGACAGUUCCCCUCCACGCUGGAGGACCUCGACCUCUCCUCCAACGAGCUUCAAGGGGUCCACGCCCACGACUUCCACCGCCUCACGCGGCUCCGCGUCCUGAAGCUGCAGUUCAAUAACAUCUCGCACAUCGACAGCGAGGCCUUCAAAAACAACGAGCUGCUGGAGCACCUGGACAUCUUCAAUAACUCCCUGCAGGACAUCCCUGCCGGCGCUCUGACUCCUCUUCUGAAUCUGAAGGUGCUCAACAUGUCCAAUAACCUUUACAAACAUGCGACCUUGGCGAAAAGCUUUUCCACAUUUGUCAACCUUAAAGUUCUGUCCAUGGGCGGUCCUCUGGUGAUGGGUCUGAAGAAAUCUGAUUUUCAGCCGCUGAAGAACAUCCGGUUGCAAGGUUUCGCCAUCAAGUGUUCUAAUAAUCUCGAUUACUACGAGCCGGGAAGUUUAGAAGUCAUCCAAACAAACCAGAUGGGCUUCGAUAUGGCCAUAGAUCAGAGGCCGAGUGCCCUCCCUCACAUGCUGCGGGACCUGGCCAACAAGACCUUCAGCGCCAUCCAAUUCCGCAACCUCUUUGAGUUCAUGUACUACAUGGGAGAGAAGGACAUUUUCCAGGGUUUAAAACAUAUCACAGCCCAGCAGCUCAUCUUUCACAGAGGUAAAUUCAAUGAGAAUCUCCUCAGGAUGGCAUUGAUAAACCUCCAGGUGACCCCUAUCAGAAGCUUGAGGCUUCAGUACAUCGACUUUGCUCGCUCGCCCACAUUUGUCGACAGCGGAGCGAGUUCCAGCAUCACAGACCUGGCACUGGACAACUUGGAUAUUUGGUAUGUCAGCAAUCCAGAUGUGCUGCGAUUCGACUGGCGCUUCACCUGGUUCAACAAAAUCAAGAAACUCUCCAUUCAGCACGUGGACUUCAACUCGUCGCCCUGCGACUCCUGGGCCGAGAUGGAAGGCGUGGAGUAUCUGGACAUCUCCAACAAUCGACUGAAGAACGAGUUCAUCUUCAACCAGCGGUGCAAUUACCGGGGCGCCAUGCCCAAUCUUCACACCUUCAGAAUGGACACCAAUGAGCUGACCAGCUUGGAAGUAGUUUCGUUGCUCACGAAGGAGUUCCAGCAGCUGCGGGUGUUGGAUUUAAGCAACAACCAACUGGGAUCUUCAGGCCACAGUGGGGACUGCGUGUGGCAGAAAAGCAUCACUCAGCUCGUCGCUCACCACAACCCGCUCAAGAGCGAAUCCCUCCGAUGUCUUCCCACCACAUUGCAAUACUUGGACCUGUCCUACUGCGAACUGGACCAGCUGGACAUGGGCUAUUUUGAGAGAGCCACCAACCUAAAAGAGCUCCUGCUGAGCGGGAACAAAAUCAAGUUCAUCCCCACCAUGUGGAAAAGCGCAUCGCUGCACACGCUGGCUUUGGAUGGGAACUCCUUCGGUCUGAUAAGCAAGGCGUCCUUCCAGGACAUGCCUCAACUGUCCCAAUUGAAGGCGGGGAACAACCCUUACCACUGCACCUGUGAGCUCCACUCCUUCGUCCAGGACACCAUGAACAAAGCGAAGGUCAACCUCACGGACUGGCCUUGGAACUACAGAUGUUACCACCCGGAGGCUUUGCGCAACACGGUGAUAUCCAAGUUCCUCCCGAGUCAAGUGGCUUGUGAUAUCCGACUAGUUGUCAUCAUCAGCGUCACCACCACGGCAGUGGUGAUCUUGACAUUGAUGCUGAUAUGCUAUAUUUUUGACCUACCGUGGUACACUAAAGCCACGUAUCAGAUCGUCAGGGCCAAAUACAGAGCUCACAAAGAGAAAGCGGCAGGGGAAGGCGGCACUUUUACUUACCACGCCUUCAUAUCGUACAGCCACUCUGACGCGGACUGGGUGAGGAACCAGCUCCUGCCUUGUUUGGAGAGCAAUGGGAACUCCUACCGGCUGUGUAUUCAUGAGAGGGACUUCAUGCCAGGAAGGUGGAUUAUCGAUAACAUCAUUGACAACAUUGAAAACAGUCGGAAGGUAAUAUUUGUUCUCUCUCGGCACUUCGUUAACAGCGAGUGGUGCAACUACGAGCUGUACUUCGCCCAGCAGAGAGCAGUGGGAAAGACCUUCAAUGAUGUCAUACUGGUGGUGAAGGAGCCAAUGGAUCCAAACUCCUUGCCCAGCAAGUACCUGAAGCUGAAGAAGAUGCUGCGCACCAAGACGUACCUGGAGUGGCCCCAGCAGGCCAACCAGCAGGCCUUUUUCUGGACCCAGUUGAAAGGUGUCCUGGGCAGGCCAACAAUGACCCAGAAGAGGUCUCACAGUGUUAAGAGCAGAACGUCCUCUGUAGGAAGCACUUCUGUGACUUUCAUUGAGGACCCGAACCUGGAAGUAGCUAAAUGUAGAGUGGAGACAAAAGCAGAACCAGAGAACGAGCGGAACCUCACUGAGCAGUCAAACCAGAGACAAAUCCCUAUGGUUGUACUCUGACCAAAAGGUCGGCAAGAUAAAGAUUGCUUCUUCCCGCGCCGUCUCAGGACCAAGAGCCAGCCGACCGGCUCUGAUCUCCUCGAGGUAACAGGCGCGGCCGCGGUGAGCUGUGAGAGCGCCGUGCUGCGUCACGCUCUGGACAUCACGAGCACGUCUAAGGCCACACCGGACACACAAAACUUCCCAAUGGGCUCCAUGGAAGUUCCAACAGAUUCGCGCUUCCUAAGUUUACAUUUUUCUCUUAAAUUACUUUGAAGAUAUUUUUUGCAAAAGUCCUGCAAAAAAGACACUUAAUAAUAAUAAUAAUAAUCCUGACCUAGUUACUUAACAAUAUCCUCAUUAAAUCAAAGGAAGAUCUCAAACAACAAAUUAUAAGACCCAUUCCCUCUUUCAGUUUUCUGUUGAAUAUGGGGGCGCAAUAUCUUUAUUUCAGUGACAGGUACGACCCUCACUCAUUAUUUCCCCUUUUUCCAACUGUUCCAACUCCCUUAUAAUUUAAUCUAAUAUCAAUCUAUUAAAUCUUCCCGCAUCGUUUGGUUUACACGUUACUUCUUCAUGUUGAGCAAUGCAUAGUGGUAGUAUGAUAAAAAUGAGUAGAGCUCCUGCACAUUUGUAUUUUAAGAGUUCGCACUGAUGAUCGUUUCUCUUUAGACUGUUGAUUCUUUAUUAGUUUAGUUUCUUUAUUGCAUUAGUCAAAUCUGCAAGUCAACUUGCAGAUUUGACUAAUGCAAAAUACUUUACAACUUUAGCUGAAACGCCUGCUGUGAUGAUUCAUGUUUCUCUGACGCAUUUAAAAUUAUUUUCCUUUUCAUUACUACUUGCAGUUGUUAUGUGACAACGUGUCAGGUCAUUUGUGCAGUUUGCAAAUGGCCAGUAGGGGACACCCUUGAACCUUGAAUUAUUUCCGGGUUGAAGUCCUGCAGAGAGAGAGAAUACUGCAAGAAAUAUAAGGAUUCCUUUCCUCCAUAUACUCUAAAUAUGCCACAAUUAUGUUGUUUUAAAAUGUUGCUGUGAAAUAAUAGCUGCUGAAUAUGUUUACUGUGAAGUUUGUUAUUCUGAUGUGAUGCCUUUAUUGUGUGUACUUCAUCUGUUUAAACCUGUCCGUACUGAUGAGAGAGAGAGAAAGACUUCUUUCAACUGUAUUAUAAAUUAUA
Pungitius pungitius (ninespine stickleback) is the source of this 3820-nucleotide messenger RNA. It is a transcript of the gene tlr18, whose product is annotated as toll-like receptor 18. Gene Ontology annotation, biological process: inflammatory response; immune response; toll-like receptor signaling pathway. Bases 66 to 2666 code for a protein of 866 amino acids. Gene Ontology annotation, molecular function: transmembrane signaling receptor activity; protein binding. Gene Ontology annotation, cellular component: plasma membrane. Lineage: Eukaryota; Metazoa; Chordata; Actinopteri; Perciformes; Gasterosteidae. The record is from RefSeq and is a predicted model, not a curated record. The transcript is spliced from 4 exons.